AUGAAGACUCCUAUUUUUUCCAUAUUGGUUUUUGCCUGUCCGCUAGUUGCAAACGUCUUUACUGUGAAAACAUCCAACGGGCCCAUUAUAGGACAUCUUGCAACAAAUCGCAGCGAUGUUAUUGAGUAUCUCGGUAUUCCCUACGCUCAACCUCCAGUCGGGCCUUUGAGAUUUGCCGCACCCAAAAAAUACGCAAGUAACGGGACCGUAUACGUGGCGUCGAGCUUUGUACAUUAUCCUGAUCAGACUUCCCAGAAAAACCGCAUCUUCGCCAAGUUCAUCGGCAGUCCGGACCAUGUUCAAAGCGAGGAUUGCUUGACGCUUAAUGUUUGGUCCAAGGCUACGAACAAGACAUCGAAACCGGUACUGGUCUUCAUUCACGGCGGCAGAUGGGUCACGGGUGAAACCAACACCAAAUUCUACAACGGUCAAUACCUCGCUAAUGCUGAAGAUGUCGUUGUGGUCACAUUGAACUACCGCACGAAUAUCUUCGGCUUUCCCGGUGCACCAGGGAUUGAGAAGAACCUUGGAAUGCUCGACCAGCGCUUGGCCGUGGAGUGGGCGCGCGAUAACAUUGCCGCCUUUGGUGGUGAUCCUAGGAAAAUUGUUCUAUUUGGCCAGUCUGCUGGCGGUGCUGCUGUUGACUUUUGGUCCUACGCUUACAUCGAAGACCCAAUUCUUUCCGGCAUAAUCUCGCACUCAGGAAAUGCUCUAAGCUUCGUCGUCAACAGCGAAGACUUUGCUGAGUCAAACUGGUACACUGUAGCGAAGGAUGUUGGAUGCGGCAGUUCAGGCGAUGUUAUGGACUGUAUGAAGAGCGUCGACUUUGCUACAAUUGAAGCCGCUGCCGCAAAGGUUCCCUCCAUUGGACCUCAGGCGCGCCAACAACCACCAUUUCAACCGACGAUCGAUGAUAAACUCGUCCUCACUGCCAAUGAGUAUGCUACCCGCUCAUCUACGGGGAAAUUUGCCAAAAUUCCUUACAUGGCCGGCGAUACAGACUGGGAAGCCGGCUUCUACAGAGUUACUGCAUACGCAAGGGGCAGCGUAUUAAGUGAUGACGAAUGGGCCGAGUUUGGGCUCGAAGACUUCACUUGUCCCGAUGCUUUUAAGGCAUCGAAUCGCGUUCAAAACGGGGUCCCAAUGUGGGUUUUCCGCUACAUGGCCGACUGGGAUAAUCUCCGUCUGUACCCCAACAGUUCUGCCUACCACGGCUCAGAUCUCGAGAUGGUGUUUGGAGGCUCAGCAGAUGUUAGCGGAAUACCCGACACAAAAGAGGAGACUGAGAUGCAGGCUUUGAUGAUGAAGGCUUGGGCAACAUUUGCUGCCAACCCAACCAGCGGUUUAACAACGGAGUUAAUGUGGCCGCAGUAUGAUCGCAAAGCCAAUUCUUUAAUUCGCCUUGGAUACAACAACACGCCCACUGCGGAGUUCAUCUCGCCCACGGUCUAUGACAGUGGAUGCGCUGGUCUUAAUCUAUCGUACUGGAACCUAGGAUGAUCAUCAAUACUCUCAUUAGGCAAGGACCUGGAAAUACAAUCACGCUGAGAUGGUACCAUAGAAUGCGAACAACUACUUCGCUGAGCUGAGAUGCUAUCAGCGUUACGCUGGGUA
Molecule: messenger RNA, 1614 nt
Organism: Aplosporella prunicola CBS 121167
Lineage: Eukaryota; Fungi; Ascomycota; Dothideomycetes; Botryosphaeriales; Aplosporellaceae
Exons: 4
Coding region: 1-1500 (499 amino acids)
Source: RefSeq, a predicted model, not a curated record